AAAUUAUCAGUCAAGUUUCCAACAUCAAACAACAACAAUCAGCAUCAAUUUGCUCGUGAAUUCGAAAAUAGUUGCUUAAUCUGUGAAUCUAAUAAAAACUAACCAAACCAAAAUGAAUAAGAAAUUGAUUCUCUUUAUUGCCAUUUUCUCAGUUAUCUUCAUCAACAUUGCUAAUUGUGAAUCAAGUGACACAGAGCCCAGUGAAGUUGAAGAAGGCGAGGACAAUUUUGAGGACGACGAAGCUGACGAAGGCGAGAUCGAAAGUCGAAACAAAAGAGAAGUCGGAUCUGAUCUGGAAGAGGCUGAAACUGCCGUCGGUGGUAAAGGAGCUGCUGGCGUUGUGGGCUUUAAGGGAGGUAAAAAAGGUGCAGCAGCAGCAGGUUUCAAGGCUGGCAAGAAAGGUAAAGCGGGAUUCAAAGCUGGAGCCGCUGGUAAGAAAGCUGGGGCUGCUUUCGGAGCUGCUGGAGCCGCUGGAGGUAAAAAAGGGGCUGCAGCAAAGAAAGGUUUUGCUUCUGGUGCAUUUGGUAAGAAAUUCGGCAAAAAGGGAGGAUUUGCUAAGGCGGGUGGAGCUGGUUUCAAUAAGAAAAUGGGAGUUGUCAAAACUUUCGGAAGCAGCCAAGGCUUCAAAUUCGGUAAAGCUGCUGGCUUUGGUGCCGCUGGAGGAGCCAUGGGGGCAAAAGGAGCUAAAGGAGGAGUCGCCGGUGCUAAAGGAGCUGCCGCCUUCAAGAAAGGAGCCAAAGGAGGAAAAGUUGGAUUCGCAGGAGGUAAGGCUGGAAAAGCCGGUGCAAAAGCUGGUGCAGCUGCUGCAACUGGAUUCAAGAAAGCGGCUGGUGCUGCUGGUGCUGCUGGUGUCAAGAAAGUUGCUGUGGGUGGAAAAGGAUUAUUAGGUUAAAAGUCAAUCUAAAACUCAGUUAAAUUUUUUACACUAAUUACCUUUAUUAACUUUCACUUUUAACCAUCUUCAAUUGACUGUAAAUUGUUCAAAUUUUUUAUUAACCUUUCGAUACAAUUAUUAAACGAACUUUGUUAUUAACCAUCA
Molecule: messenger RNA, 1039 nt
Organism: Panonychus citri (citrus red mite)
Lineage: Eukaryota; Metazoa; Arthropoda; Arachnida; Trombidiformes; Tetranychidae
Product: pupal cuticle protein 36-like
Exons: 5
Coding region: 113-892 (259 amino acids)
Source: RefSeq, a predicted model, not a curated record